AUGCAUUUCACUCUCACAACCACGAUCGUCACUGCUCUCCUCAGCCUCGCAGCUGCCAGCCCUCUUCUUGCUCGCGAUGCGUCAACCGUCCUCGGUGACCUGGCUAAAAUCAAAACCGAUCUUGGCACCUUGAGCAGCGCGGUAUCGGGCUACAGUGGCGGGCUUUCUGCGGCGCUGGACAUCCAGACCAAGGAGAGUGCGGUCGAGAAGGAUGUCGAUAAGGCGACCGCCGAUACCAAUGCUGCGGCCGCGUUUACCGCGGGCGAGAGCACAGGUGUCACCAAUGCACUGCUAGGCUUGAAGCCGGAUAUCACCGGAGCCAUUGAUGCUCUUGUCGCCAAGAAAUCACUCUUCGUGUCCGCCGGAGUGAGUAGUAUUGUCAAGACCGACCUUCAAAAUUUGAAGUCAAAGACGGAUACCCUUUCUAUUGCUUUGCAGAACAAGGCGACAGCUACGGACAAAGAUACUAUCAAGUCGGGCACUGCUGAUGUUGAUGCUGCCUUCCAGAGCGGUCUCGCAGCGUAUGCUUAG
This is a messenger RNA of Aspergillus alliaceus, 531 nucleotides long. Its product is annotated as cell wall mannoprotein 1 family protein. The record is from RefSeq and is a predicted model, not a curated record. Gene Ontology annotation, cellular component: extracellular region. The transcript has 2 exons. The coding region runs from base 1 to 531 and encodes 176 amino acids. NCBI's taxonomy places the organism in Eukaryota, Fungi, Ascomycota, Eurotiomycetes, Eurotiales, Aspergillaceae.